AUGGACACGGGGGAGACGGCGCUGGCGCCGUGGGAGCGGGCCCAGGGCGAGGCCGGUCACCUGCACCGCUUCUGCAGCCAGCCGGUCAAGCGCAGGCCCCCGGGGGUCAGGGUGGCCCGGCUCACGCGCGACGACCGGCUCCGACCGCGGGACCUCGAGAAAUACCGCCUCAUCGCCAAGAUCCCCGCCGUCCAGCGGGACGUCCUGCCCGGCGGCGCCAUCGUCCAGGACUGGCAGCCCCUCCGGCCCUGCCGGGGCAACCUGCCCGCCGUCCGGGAGCGGGCCCGGCCCCGGCUGGUCACCCUGUGCGGCCGCCCCUUCCCCGUCCCGUUGGGCGGCGACGGGUCCCGACCGGACGCCUUCGGCGGGGUCGCGGCCCGGGUCCGCGGCCAGCCGCUCGGCCAUCUCGAGAGGCUGGUCCCGACCCGCGCCGGCCACGAUGUCGCCUGCCAGCUCUCCCUGGCCCCGGACCUCUGGCCGCCUUCUGCCAGGUUGCCCUGGGCCUCGAGCUGA
Molecule: messenger RNA, 513 nt
Organism: Ornithorhynchus anatinus (platypus)
Lineage: Eukaryota; Metazoa; Chordata; Mammalia; Monotremata; Ornithorhynchidae
Gene: NAT16
Product: N-acetyltransferase 16 (putative)
Source: RefSeq, a predicted model, not a curated record